Somion occarium is the source of this 2812-nucleotide messenger RNA. NCBI's taxonomy places the organism in Eukaryota, Fungi, Basidiomycota, Agaricomycetes, Polyporales, Cerrenaceae. The record is from the annotation of a GenBank genome assembly.
UUGACUUUGGGAUUGACUCCGACGUUCUCCUCUCCUAUACUAAGGUUAUUAUAUGACAGAAGGAGCAUAUAGGGCAACCAUACCGAUGAUGAUAUGGGCAUUCACAGCAGGAUGCUUUGCAAUUAGCUCUCGCACUAUGGGCAACGCCUGGUCUUGGUCAUCCCCAACGCAGAGGAAUAUUUCAUACUUGGCAUAUUCCUGGCAAAAAGUGGACUCCAGAUUCUCGUAUAAAUUUACGUCGAGACCUUUUAAAGGUCUGAUGAUGGAAACCCCAGGUACUGAUGAAGCAGGAGCUGAUGCGAGGGGUGAACGUGGGCGGAGCCUGUACCGCUUGCGACUUGAAUUACACAUCAACCUAGCAGCCCAAGAAACCAGAGCACACCAUACCAUACCAGGCAAGCAAUGGCUAGGACGAGUUUGAGUGUGCUUGUCUGCUGGCCGUUCCCCUCCGUGCUCGUAAGAGGAUCCGUCAUGAUAUUGGCAUUGUCGAGCUCGUAGAGUAUGGCGUGUAGCUGAGCUUGGUAGAGGUGUGAUCACUGGGUCGCUCGCUCGAGAUGAUCAAAGGAAGAAAACGGAAUAUGGCAUGGCUCACGUUACCUCAGCAAGGCGCGUAAACAACGCGUAAACACAGAACGCGACCGAGAUUGUUUCCUGCCAACAACCACCAUCGUUUUGACUAUUACACCUGAAAAAAUAUCUUCUCCUCUCUCUUUUUCAAAUGUCGUCUUGGAAGACUUCAUUCCAGAGGGGCGUCUCCUCGUUUCGAGGUGGGCAACUUCAGGACGCAUUGCAACAUUUCUCACAAGCCGUGCAACAAGGGUGCAAUGAUCCGAACGUUUAUGACUCUCGUGCAGCAGUGCACGAAAAACUUGGAAACACGAAGGAGGCUCUGUUGGACUCGAAGAAAGUCAUUGACUUGUCUCCUCAACGAUGGCAGGGAUAUUUUAGAGCUGCUCGUCUUUUCCUGAACCUUCGCAAGUUUGACAGGGCGAAAGCCAUGGCAGCCAUGGCACUGGAACGUGUGAAACCCGAUGAUUCGAAACGGCUUGCAGAGCUGAAGGCAUUACAAGAGAAAAUCGAAAGCGCUUUGCAAGCUUUCGUAGAACAUCAGACACGACAAGCAUCGAAGCAUUUCUAUCAUUUUGGAAAGCUUCCGGUGGAGAUUGCAAUGAUGAUCUUCUCCAUAACACUGCAGGACGUUCCUGCCAAGGUCGUGUAUCUAGCACAGGUCUGCAAAGACUGGCGGGACACAAUUCUGAAUAUGCCAUCGCUCUGGAGAAACCUCAUUUUGACCAACCGAAACCCAAUGCGAAAGGCUAAAGUUUGGAAGUCACGCUGCGAAGGAAGACUGGCACGGCUUCAUCUACAAGGCAGUGCUGUCCACUUAGCUUUGGAUAUUCUUCAGGAUAUCGAUUGGGAUCAUCUAAGAGGUCUAACCUUGGAAGAUGUCGACCUCGACGUGAUCCGAGAGAAACUACUAUCACCCAAUCCCACUAUUUUUCGUGAUCUGGAGUCCUUGAGUGUGGAAGGAGCGACCCGUAGUCCCACCAACAUUGACUGGCUCUGGCAACAUUCCGAGAUGCGACUUCAAAACCUCACUGUUAGGUCCCAUCGAAUAUCCUGGCCUACUAUGUCAAUUAAUACGUCCUGUCUACGUUCAUUGUUAUUUGAUGGCCCUAUCUACCUUGGCGAUGAUAUCUCUUUAUUAUUCUUACUGCAGUCUAAUCCAUGUCUGGAAUCCGUCGACCUCACAACCUGGAUACCGACGCUUUUCCUUCCCGAUGAGGAUGAAGUACCGGACGUCCCCUCUUCCGUUGAAAUGCCACGGCUGAAUACGAUUUCGAUCCGCGGCGACGGCUUCCCAGUAGCCGCUUUCUGCUCCAAGUUAAUCAUGCCUAACCUUCAGAAGCUCUCCCUUUCUCGCUGUCGAGAACCUCUCGACCUGGUCUUCAGGGUAUUCUCGUCGUCUCGAGUCGUACAGUCAUUGACCGAACUCCGAAUCCAACGGUGUGUCGUGGCAUUACAGAAUAUCAUUGAUAUUUUGAAGCUCGCUACGAACUUGGAGCUCCUUGAGCUGAUUGCUAUCGGGGGCGCUAAUAUGCGUAUGGUUGCGGAAGCAUUGGCCGAGCCGCAGGGAGAGAGGGAGCAGAAAGAGGGCAAGGACACUCAAGGAGGACUUCUUUGUCCUUCCUUGAAGCACCUGAAUCUUUCAGAAGCGCCAGAUCUUCAGGCGGGUCCUUUGGUUCGUCUUAUCAAAGCUCGAAAUACGGAUGCAGAUGGGGAAUCUGAAUCCGAACGUCAAGUCGCAAGAAUACACACACUCAUCCUUGAUGCUUGCCCACUACUGGACGGGGAUAUACUGCCAUGGAUCCGGAGUAAAGUUCCGCACGUGAGCUGCGUAUACAUGUCGAAGAAAGAGGCAAGCUGGAAGAGAUAAAAAAGCACGGUGACGAGCAGGAAGCAGUUUGUACCGUAUUGUCAAAUGGCUAUCUACGAGCUCUGAGCAUACGCUAACCAGUCUUAUUGUAGGAUAUGAACAUUAACGUCAAGAAAUAGGUUAUGCUGUAGAGUAUCUAUUUUAUUCGCAUCUCACUUGUUGGCUGUGGUGCUGCUUUCUUCCCCUGGCAACUAGACUUAUGCUCCGCCCAAUGACUCUUUUGGCACUCCGAAUCGCAGUACCUAGAAGACCAUUAGACAGACUGCAUCUGACGCCUGAAGGAAGAUUGCAAAUUCAUACCUUGUCGUACCACAUUGUCCACAUUUCUUCAAUACAGCACUAGUUCGCUCGCACCAAGUGCAGCGCAUCGGAGUC